This is a messenger RNA of Leptosia nina, 3168 nucleotides long. The record is from the annotation of a GenBank genome assembly. NCBI's taxonomy places the organism in Eukaryota, Metazoa, Arthropoda, Insecta, Lepidoptera, Pieridae.
AUGUUUUGUUGGGGUAAUGCGACUCAUCACGAAUUAUGCAUUGAAGGUUCUGAUAAUCUUGAUUUGGUAAUAAAACCAACAUUAUCGAAAUGGAAAGAAAGUAGUCAUAUUAAUUCUGUAGCAGCUGGGGAGUUCCAUACACUUUAUCUGACAAAUGUUGGCCAUUUGUACUCAUGUGGCAAUAACGAUGUUGGUCAACUGGGACGACACACACAGGAAGAUGAUGGCAAAUAUCCAGCUCUGGUGGGAACAUUCAAAGGUUGUAAUUUGUCAGCGAUAGCAUGUGGUCUUCAACAUUCUAUGGCUUUAGACGAAUGGGGUCAACCUUUCAGUUGGGGAUCAGAUAGUAUGGGCCAGUUAGGUAGCAAUUUAGGUGCACAUGCUCAGGAUAAACCGAAAUUAAUAAAAUUUUUGGCAACCAAAAAUGUGAUACAAAUUUCUUGUGGAUCUUAUCAUACAAUAGCACUUACUAACAAUGGUGAAUUAUAUUCCUGGGGUGCAAAUUCGUAUGGUCAGUGUGGAUUAGGUACGAUGUCAAAUAAGGAAACCACACCGCAACAGAUAACGUCAUUAGUAGGGGUUCCUAUUGCUUAUGUUGCCUGCGGUAGUAACCACACAUUUGUGUUAUCAAAAUCAGGAGCUGUUUUUGGUUUUGGAAAAAAUACUCAUGGUCAGUUAGGGUUGCAAGACAGGGAAAAUAGAUGCUACCCCACACACUUGAAGCUGUUACGAAAUGUUAAGGUGUGUUAUAUAUCCUGUGGGGAUGACUUUACAGCAUUUUUAACGUUAGAUGGUGGUGUAUUUACUUGUGGCUCGGGUGAAUAUGGGCAAACAGGACACGGCGCUGUUAAAGACGAACUUGUUCCUAGAAAGAUCGUCGAAUUAAUGGGAAGCACGGUGACUCAAAUAGCUUGCGGGCGACGUCACGUGCUGUGCCGCGUUGGUGACCGUGUGUUGGCUUGCGGGUACGGUGCGCGCGGUCAACUCGGGUGUCCGCAUAUGACCUUCGCGUUAGUGCCUACGCCUAUAUCGUUUACGCCUAAUGACGAUUCGCCUUUUCCACCUGCCUUACUCAACGGCCCUAUAAAAGUGUUCGCCGGCGGAGAUCACAGUUUCCUCGUAGUGAACAGUGAUAAGUCAGUCCAAACUGACGCGCGAAUACCAGAUCCGAAGAAGCAAAUACUUACACUCAACAUACCUAAGUUAGCAGCAUGUGAGGUCUUCAAAGAUGACGAUGUAGUUAAUCAAGAUCUGAUGGCGUAUUUAGAAACAGUUUUUGGAUCUUCGUCGUGUAUGAACGCAUCUUUCUUGCUUGAAAACAGUGCGCAUUACGGUUGUAAUACGAAAGUUCCAGGCGUUGAUUUAAAGAAGGCUCAGGAGGCAUUUAAUAUUAUUAGUCGCUUUGAAAAUACCUCUAUUAAGGAACUGAUAUUUAGCCAUCUAACUGAAAAUGUAAUCAAGAAAGUGAAAUCCUCGCCACCGGACGCCGAGGCGCUGCGGUUAUUUCUUCUACUUCCUCUAUAUCAUGAGAUGAGGAAUCCGAGACGGCAUCCUGAAUUGCAGGGUCCUUUUGCAGAAGCGUUCAAUAAUUUGUUAUUGCAUCCAAAACGCAUCGUGCAUUUGUGGUGGGAGGCGCAGACCGUGGAAUAUUUCGAGAUGCUUGUAGAUAUAUUUAAAAGUGUCAUAGUGUACGAGCUUAUGCAGCCUGUGGUUCGAGCGAAUAAGAAAAUCAACUUCACCCACAGCAUAGUACAAAUUUUAAACGCCUUAUCCACGCUAAAUAAAAUAAACUUCACAAAUCCCAAAACACCAAAAAUACCAGCGGAGUGUUUUUAUAUCGAGGACUUAAGCGGUUACGUUAAUAUUGCUAAAGACUACAUGUGCUGGCUUUCUGAUCAAGAUAGGCUUCGUAAAAGGUCGUACCACUCAGCAUUUAAUUCGUUACAGUCGACACAGCCUCACCUCUGCAACUACGCAUUUCUAUUCGACGUACAAUGCAAGUCGUUGCUUCUAAAGAUCGACCAACAGCUCCAAAUGCAGAUGGCCAUCAACAGAGAGGCUACCCAGAUUUUCACGAGACUUUUCAUGGACCCGACGUACGCUAUACAUACGGACCAGUUCCUCAAUCUGUCUGUGUCCAGAGCUCAUAUUGUGAGAGAUACGAUGCUGCAAAUAAGCAAUCACGAUAGCUCGCAACUGAAAAAACCGCUAAGAGUACAAUUCAUAGGCGAGGAGGCGGAAGAUGCCGGUGGGGUUAAAAAGGAAUUCUUUCUGCUUUUGCUCAAGGAAAUAUUCAAUCCUGUGUAUGGAAUGUUUAAACAGUCCGAGGAAACAAACAUGAUUUGGUUCUCUAAUAACCCCUUUGAGGAUGAUAUUAUGUAUUAUUUAAUAGGUGCAAUAUACGGGCUAGUGAUAUAUAACUCUAUAAUAAUUUACGUGCCUUUUCCACUUGUCUUGUACAAAAAGUUGUUAGACGAAUCCGUGAGGUUGGACGACCUUUCUGACUUGUAUCCUACGCUCGCCAAUAGCUUGAAACAUCUGUUAGAAUACCCUGAUGAAGAUGUUGAAGAGGUAUUCAGUCUAUGUUUCGCUGUAAAUACGGUUGUGUUCGACCAAGUACAAGUUCAUCCGCUGAAGGAGAACGGUGAAAAUAUACCAGUAACACACGAAAAUAAGGCAGAGUAUGUUGAUUUAUAUGUGGACUUUCUUCUUAAUAAAUCCGUGGAAAAUCAAUUCAAAGCGUUCAAUCAAGGUUUCCAGAAGGUGUGUGGUGGUAGGAUAAUUAAACUGUUCAGAUCGCACGAGCUGAUGUCUGUGGUGAUAGGUAACGAGGAAUACGAUUGGGAUCUCUUUGAAAGCAAUUGCGAGUACAAGAACGGCUACAGUGUCACUGACCACCAAAUAAGAUGGUUCUGGGAAGUUUUCCACGAGCUAUCGCUUGAAGAUAAAAAGAAGUUUCUGCUUUUCUUAACUGGCAGCGAUCGAGUGCCGAUACAAGGAAUGAAAGAUAUAAAAAUAUUUAUCCAGCCGGUAGCGGACGAUCGCUUCUUCCCUGUCGCUCACACGUGCUUCAAUCUACUAGACCUGCCUCGCUACAAGACUAAGGAGAGACUAAAAUAUUAUCUAGUUCAAGCUAUACAGCAGACCCAGGGCUUCUCCCUUGUCUAA